AUGUCAUCCCCGAUUCAUCUUUCCGACUUCCGGACCGAGCUGUUAGUGCUCAGCCCCAUCCUCCUCCUCCUCCUCUGCGCGAUUAUCACGUCCAUCAGGGACGACACGUUGCCGGAACCGCUAGUCAGCAUUUACCAGCAGUACAAGAAGGACACCAACUCGGUGGCCUCUCGGCUCGCAUCCACGGCCAAGGCAUGUGGAUACCCGGCUAGCCUCUUGUCGUCGGGAUCCUGGGAUGUGCAGGCGAAGGGCAACAAGGCCGGGAAGGGGAGGAAGGGCAGGAAGCAGCAAGCCGCCGGUGGCGGCAAAUACAUUGUCGCGCUCGCCGACUUUCGCCCCCUAGCCAACUUCAUCGCCCGCUCCUCCAAGCUGAGACCCGUCUCGGUCCCGGACUCGUUCGUCACCACCAUCGACCGUCUCAUCGCCUUGCGGGCUAGUUUCCGCACGCACCUGGCCAAGCAUGGAGCGGAGCCCGCCGCCGACGCGGAUGCCAGGCACAGCCACUUCGUCGGCGUGCUCGAGGCCGUCCGCGAUGCUCUCCGGCCCCGCAUGUCCACUCCUCCUCCACGCUUCGACGGGGCGGAUGACGGCCGAGCCAACCGGUUCUCCAUACUGCCCGUGUACGAGCCCUCCGAGGCUUUCCUCAAGGCCCCGGCCAUAGAGAGGCCGCAGCCCGUGCCCGACGACAAGACCGUCUACGAGGCCGAGCAGCAGGCGUCUCUCCAGGAGUCGCUGUUCGCAAUGUCCAUGAUGAUGGACGAUCUCUGCCGCAUCCGCUCCGUCAUCAGCUGGAUCUGGUCAAACUACGGGUCAGACGAGUUUGACCUCGCCGCGUGUGCCGUAGCAACCAACACGGCCACGGAGCUAGCCCAUGGCAUCAUUGAAGAUGUGGUCCCCGUCUUCAGGCGCCACGGCGGAACAAAGAUGGUGUUGAACAAAUACUUUCAGGCCUGCUGCCUGGCAAGCGGCCUCACCGUGGACCAAUUCGACAUGGAUAGAUUCGACGAUUCGGGUUUCGACAGAGACGUGUACAGGAUCGCCGACCGUGUCUACCUCGUCACAUACCGCUUAGUGAAGGGUUUUCUCGACAAGCUCGGCCCACGUGAGCUCCCGCUGGCCCAGGAAGGCUUCUUUGGCAAGUACAGUGCCGCGAGGGAUGCCGCCACCGAGACGGACCAGCAGUUGACCGACGAGGACACGACCCUGCUCAUGGAGUUCUUCACCGAGCUGAUGGUGGUGAUUCGGCUUAUCCCGAACUACCCUGUCGAGGACGAGCUGGUACGGGGGAUGAGGGAGAUGGACCAGGCGCGCCAGGUGCCCUUCCACCUUGUCUUUGCCGCCCAGAUCUACCUUGACAUACACCACACGCUCAGGGCCAAAGCCGCCUCGGGCGGCAUGCGGAUGGUGGUCGAGGCCACCAUGAUGCACUCGGAGCUCGACAAGCACCUUGAGUUCCACCAGGAUCUCAAGAUGGCCACAUUGCCAGUAGAGAGCGACCACAUGGUGGGCGAGUUGCACAAUGUAUUGGUCUCGGUCCUCCGGGACCCUGUCUACGAGGCCAAGGUGCGCGUCAUGCCCGUGGCGGUCACCAUGCGGCGGCACCGCAUCCUGCAGCACUCGCCGGUGCUCGCCGGCCUGACGCUCUUCCAGCUGCGAAUCUGCACGUACAAGGUGGGCAUGUCCGUGGCCAACACCUGGCGCUCCAUCCAGUCCGCCUACCACCUGUACCACGCCCUGCAGACGUGCGGGCUGCUGCGCGGGACCUGGACGGACAUGGAGGUGGCGCACUCGCUGCUCGGCGACUCGGCCUUCUUCGUCGGCGACCCGCCGCGCUCAUUCGACGAUUCUCUUAAGAAGUUUUGCCUGCAAGUGGGCGUGACAGCUGCCGCGGUCGCCGACGCCAGGCAGCCGGGCGGAUGGCUGCAUGGUGGCGGCGUCAGGACGAUGGUGUCGCGCGCCGGCCCGCGCGGAUUCAGGGUCGACCGUCGCCUGCCCGUGUCGUCCAUGUUUGCAGAGAGAUACCUGGGCGAGUCGGCCCAGAUGAGCUGGACGCGCCAGCAGCUUGACGACAUACUCGCGCGCAGCGAGUGGGAGGUCGAGGAGGGUGUCGAUGACCAGUCCGCCACCGAGUACUUGAUGAAGCAGGUCGAUGGCGCGGCCAAGGGCAGGGGGAAGGGCCAGGCCAAGGCACCGACAUCGUCGUCGACCGUGCUGUCGCAGUGCUGGCGGUUGCUGCGGGAUGUCAGGGGCGCCUGCGACGCAGUGCUGCGUGCGCUGUACACGCCCGCGUACAUCGAGCGGGAGGCGGAAUUGUCGUUUGUGGUUGGCUACGCCUUCAUGGCCGCCUGCGACACGCCCGCCGCCGAUCUGCGCCUGCUCCGCUACGUCGCCGAGGCCUUCAACGGCUGGCUGGGCACUGGGGAGCCCACGGUGUCGCUGGAGUUGCUGAGAAAGAUGGGUCACCAUGUCAAGUUUGUCGAGGAUGAGACUUCGGACGGGAAGAAGGAGAACCGAACUCGACGUAGUAGGGUAAAACGCCUGUAG
Messenger RNA from Chaetomium strumarium, 2544 nucleotides. RefSeq lists its product as uncharacterized. Lineage: Eukaryota; Fungi; Ascomycota; Sordariomycetes; Sordariales; Chaetomiaceae. The record is from RefSeq and is a predicted model, not a curated record. The transcript has 3 exons. Bases 1 to 2544 code for a protein of 847 amino acids.